AUUCAUUGGAAAAUUCUCCAUUGCAACUGACAACAACAUGCCGAAAUCGUUUCUGAUAAAAUCAACUUCGCCGAUUUGUAAAGCAAAGUCGAAAUUGGAUGAUAUAAAACCAGAAGAAAUGGACGUAACACGCGAAAGUGCAGCUGAUAAAAACGAGGAACUCACAAGCACCAUUGAAGAUUCUGAUCUUGAUGAGGAGAUAGACAUUAUGUCAAAUGAUGAUGACAGUCCACAUGAACAUGGACAUAACAUAGACGUAGCUGAUGACAUCGUCAAACAACAGAGUCCAAGUAGGAUAGAAACAGCACGGACGAGUCCUGUCAUGUCACCUGCACCAUUAUCAACAACCACUCAGACGCAUCACCAACAUCACCAAAAUCUGCAACCAAUGCCAUCACCAGUGUCGUCAAUAUCUAGUCAAAUCAGUCAGGACGAUCACGACAGACAAUCAAUUUCACACAAAAACAAUGCACGACGAUCUCCUCAUUAUUUGCCAUCACACCCACAACUCAACGAGAGCCAACAGUCACGACCAGCUAUUAUUACCAGUAUUCACAACAACAAUCGUCUGCCAAUGAAACAAUCUCCACUUCCAACCGAGAGUUACCAAGAUCGUCUGCAAAUGCAGAAACCAACGACGCCACCCAGCGGCACAACACCAAUAGCGAAACCAGAGCCAUCUAUUCCUGAUUAUCGGGCAUUUGGGCACGUGCAGCCACAUCCGAUGGACGCUCUAAGGAUGCAUGAUCCUCGAUUUUGGCAGAAUAAUAUCACAAACGUAACGAACAUUACGAACAUGGGCCACCCAUAUCUCGGUAUUAGCUUCCACCAGCGACUCCAACAAUUGCAUAGCUUACACACUGCGCAUGCGCAACAUGCACAUGAAACAUUGAAAUACCCUUCUGAUCCUUACAAGUAUUCUCCUGAUGUCUUCAAGUACCACUCAGACCCAUUGAAAUCGAGUCAGUUCUCCCCGACUGAGGCAUUCAAGUAUCCCCCGAUGCACCCAACAAUACAUCCGUACUCCCCAACUUCGGCGUAUCAUGCAAUACCUGCUCCACCACUGGUUCCCCUUUCCCGCUCCCCCGGGCACGUGUCCCCCAGGACCCAUGACCACUACCUCACUGCAGACAUACAUCGAAUGCAGAGAUCACCAACAGACACUAUACCUUCACCCGUCAGCGCUAAAUCACAAGAACUGACCAUGGACAAACCAAAACUGCCAUGGAGCAUCGAGGCUAUGACCUCUGACCUUGACAGCCGGAAAAGGAAACGAGAGGGGGAACCCCCAAGAUACCAAUGCGAGGCUUGCAACAAAAGUUACUCAACAUUCAGUGGACUCUCUAAACACAAACAAUUCCACUGUGUUACUCAAGUAAAGAAACAAUUCAACUGUAAAUAUUGUGAAAAAACUUACAUCUCACUCGGGGCACUGAAAAUGCACAUUAGGACUCAUACAUUACCGUGCAAGUGUAAACUUUGCGGCAAAGCAUUUUCCCGCCCUUGGUUGCUCCAAGGCCAUAUAAGGACCCAUACUGGCGAGAAGCCAUUCAAAUGCCAACAUUGCGGACGUGCUUUUGCGGACAGAUCCAACCUUAGAGCACAUCUGCAAACUCACUCAGAUGUGAAAAAGUACAGCUGUAAAUGUUGUAGUAAAACAUUUAGCAGAAUGUCACUUUUGUUGAAACACGAAGAUGGUGGGUGCGCGGGGAUGUUAACCGCUCAUUAGCAUUUAGGCCAUCAAAUGUUGAAUCUCGAUCUUCCGAAUUUGUGUCAAAUUAAUUUCGUUCAGUGCAAUUACCAACAUGUAUAUCAUCAAGCGAUGUUAGUUGUUUAAAACAUAUCACGGCAUUCAUUUAUCAUAACUCAGCAACAUAAUAAUUUAUUAUCUUAUUAGUAAGUUAUCUCAUUACUGCUCAUAUCAUAUUCAUUUAUCAUAUCAGAAUAUUAUUUAUUUCGUUUUAUAUUUCAUUUGAUUUGAAUAUCAUAUGGUUGAUUAGUAGUUAGUACAUUUUUGUAUUGAGAUUUUAUCAAUGCAUUUAAAGGGGGUCAAAUCUUGCCUGGGUAUGUAUCGCAAAAUAAAUCCCCGGUUUAAACAGUGACAAUGAUUAUACGCCAAAGAACAUUUGAAUGUACUCUAUUCAAAGAUGUAAAUAUAUAACUGUAUAUAAUUCUAUGCUACACAUCAAAAUAGAAUCGCAACAAUCAAAUGUAUUUUCUUUUCAAUUAAGGAUUAGAUUCAAAGACUCAAAAUGCCAAUAUCAAUUUGUAUUACUUUAAAUGCAAAAUUCAUUAUUGGUAUCUCUAUGCAAUAGAACACUCAUGAACAACGUCUUCUGUAUACAUUCACAAAACAGAAGUAUUAAUUGGUUCUUUAUAUAAUUAUUGUAAAUUGUCAGCAGUUACAUUGUAUUUGUUUAGAAUCUGAAUGCUUUCAUGGGUGUGUAUACACUGCCGAACAUAAUACUGCCAAGCAUUUGUUGUACAGUGCUACUGUCGUACAUGUACAUCAAAAUAUUAAUGUAAACGUAUGAAUCUCAGUUUGUAUGAAUGUACAGUG
Molecule: messenger RNA, 2560 nt
Organism: Owenia fusiformis
Lineage: Eukaryota; Metazoa; Annelida; Polychaeta; Sabellida; Oweniidae
Source: the annotation of a GenBank genome assembly